Messenger RNA from Diabrotica balteata, 1198 nucleotides. Lineage: Eukaryota; Metazoa; Arthropoda; Insecta; Coleoptera; Chrysomelidae. The record is from the annotation of a GenBank genome assembly.
GUUCAAGCUACACUUUUGCUACUAAAAAAUAGGAUUUGUCAUUAUAUUGUGACAUUUUUUGUCAACAAAUCAUCUAAAAAAGCUUUGAAGUCAUAUUAACUAUUUAAGUAAAUUUUGGUUUUAAAGCUCAAUUGUUUAACGUUAUGGAAGAGAAUAAAUGGAAUGCAGAUAUAUACACACCAAAUAGACCAAAAAGAAAUGAUACAAGGUCUUCAUCCCAUAGAAACCGUUAUCCAAGAUUAGAUUCUAGUUAUAUUGAUGAUGCUACGUUAAAUGCAAUGAUAACUAACGGGAUGCUAGAUGCAUUGGGGCCAGUACAUUUUGCUGAAUUUAGGGCUUCUACUAGACAGGCCAUGGCCCCAACAAAUUCAAAUGUGACAAAUGGUUGGACACCAGAGUGUAGAUUUGAAUGGAGAAUUAACUCUAGUUACACAAACCAGGCAUUUCAGGAUAAAGAAGAUAAUACCAAGUUUAAAAAUUUGCAAAAAGAUCAGCUGGCUGAAUUAGCACAAAAAGAAAUAUCUUCCAAGAAAGAUUCACGUUUUUUGUUACAGAAAUUAAUAAUGGAAGAAGACGGAUCUUCCACAGAUCCAGCUAUUGCAAGUCAAAGGCAAGAAUCCAUUAUGCAGUGGUUUGAUCGAGCAGUAGAGAGAGAGUUGCAAAGAAGGAGAGAUACAUCUUUAAACGGAAAUUUACCGACCGGAUUGGCAGAGACUAUAAUGCCUGCAAAAGAUCUCAACCUCCCCAAAUCACUUAUAGAUAAAAUGGCAGAAGCAACAGCCAGUCGAAUAGAAACAGUAUCGCAGAUGUCAAUGAUACCCGAUACAGAAUUAUCCGAUGUUGUGGAUAAGUUUGCCAAAGCUGAAGCAAUGUGUGCAUUUGCAGGAGCCGUAAAAGCGGCUGAAGCAGCUGCUGAAGCCGCACCUCCAGAAUUAGCUGAAGAAGCAGCGUUGGCCAGUGCGAGAAUAUAUCAGAGUGAGUUGAAUGCUACCGAAAUCAAAGAAGAAUUUUCGGGUAUCAGACCAAUGGAAGUUAUUGGAUAUAUCGGCGUUACUAAACCAAAACAUCCAGUUAAGUCUGAAAAAAAGUAGUACAUUUGGCGACCAAAAUAGUUUUAAUGUAAAAUAAAACUAUUAUAUAUUUUUAACUUUUGACACACUUGAUACGCAAAAAUUUAAUAAAAUGUAUUUUUAAUGGA